Alternaria arborescens is the source of this 675-nucleotide messenger RNA. RefSeq lists its product as hypothetical. The transcript has a single exon. Lineage: Eukaryota; Fungi; Ascomycota; Dothideomycetes; Pleosporales; Pleosporaceae. Gene Ontology annotation, biological process: transmembrane transport; carbohydrate transport. Gene Ontology annotation, molecular function: carbohydrate:proton symporter activity. Gene Ontology annotation, cellular component: membrane. Bases 1 to 675 code for a protein of 224 amino acids. The record is from RefSeq and is a predicted model, not a curated record.
AUGCCGCUCACCAUACAGUCUCUCAGUGGCAUCACUUUCGCUGCUUCGUACUCAACAUACUACAUGCAACUCGCCGGAUUUACAACAGCCAUGUCAUUCAAAUUGCAGAUCGUCCAACAAGUUAUCUCACUUAUCGGAAACGUCAUGUCUUGGUACCUAGUUGAUCGAAUAGGUCGUCGCAACCUUACUUUCUGGGGUCUCUUUGUUCUCACAAUCAUCUUGUUCGUCAUGGCCGGCCUUGCCGUUGUCGGUACCGUCCCUGCAUUGAAGGGUGCUAUCAGUAUGAUCCUUAUCUACUGCUUCUGGUAUAACGUUACGAUUGGAGCCACUGCCUACACCAUUCUCUGCGAGACAUCAACUUCCCGUCUCCGCGUCAAAACCAUCGCCAUCGGGCUCGCCCUACAGAAUGCUCUCAACACUAUGUGGAGUUUCGUGCUACCCUAUUUGUUCAAUCCUGAUCAACUCAAUCUUGGUGGGAAGCUAGGCUUUAUCUUCGGUGCUUUGUCCAUUGUCUGUCUAGUGUAUCUUUGGUUCUACCAGCCCGAGACAGCUGGCCGGACAUACGAGGAGUUGGAUGAGAUGUUUGCUAAUAAAGUAAAAGCAAGAAGCUUUGCAACUCACAAAACGGAUGCACAGGCCAUGGGUGAGGCGGUCAAGGAGAAGGAGAAUAUGUAG